Messenger RNA from Penicillium olsonii, 1440 nucleotides. The record is from the annotation of a GenBank genome assembly. NCBI's taxonomy places the organism in Eukaryota, Fungi, Ascomycota, Eurotiomycetes, Eurotiales, Aspergillaceae.
AUGGCACCUUACGACUCCGUUUCCAGCCUAGUCACGGCAGACCCAGGCCUGCCACGGCCCAACCCCACGCAUUCCUACUGGCAACGCAUUCCACAUGCGCUCGCGGGCGUUCAAUCCCCGGAUUUACCAGCCGAUCAAGAUAUCGCGAUCAUUGGAUCGGGGAUCACGGGCCUCGCAGUAGCCAAAACCCUCUUGGAACAUCAUCCCACUGCGACGGUGACGGUUUUGGAGGCCCGCGCGCUCUGUUCCGGGGCCACGGGGCGUAAUGGUGGACAAAUGGCUGCGAAUGCGGGUGAGCAGUAUUCGAGCCUAGCGGAGAGCCAUGGUGCCGAAACCGCGGGCAAGAUUGUUGAUUUCACUUUCCGUAAUUUGGAGAAGAUGCAGGAGCUGAUCCGAGAGUAUGAUGCGGUGGAAUUGAGCGAGAUGCAGAGUCUGCGGAAAUUGCGGGUGUUUCUCACGCAGGGUAAAUUCGACGAAUUCAAGGAAAGUAUUGCGCGUCUGGAAGCAGAUCAUCCUUCCAAAAGAGGCUUGUAUACAAUUGUGGAUGCGGAUACAGUUGUCAAAGAUCAUGGAAUCCACGGCACAUUUGGAGGAGCACUCCUUCCUGCUGGCACGGUUUGGCCAUAUCGUCUCGUCACGAGGGUGUUUGCGGCGCUUUUGGAAAAAUACCCCAACCGACUCAAACUGGAGACCCAUACUCCGGUUGAGUCUGUGGAAUACACGCCCUCGCCUGCAGCCAGCAAUUCCUAUGUCUUGCGCACUCCCCGUGGUCCACUGCGAGCCGGACAUGUGAUUCAUUGUACCAAUGGGUACAGCGGCCAUCUGCUGCCCAAGUUAAGAGGACUGAUUCACCCUUUCAAAGGGACAAUGACCGUUCAGGAUCCAGGAAACUCGGUGCCAAAUCGGGGAGCUGCUUUCUCGUGGGGCUUUCAUUAUCCGCCAUCCUGUGACCCGGAAACAAAACGCGUCGGAUACGGGCUUUAUUAUCUGGGACAGAGUGCCAAAUCUGGAUAUUUCUACUUUGGUGGGGAGAAUGCUCGCGUUGACGAGUCUGUGACCGCCGAUGACAGCUUUGUGGCCGAACACUCUGUUGAUCACCUUCAGUCAGUGUUGCCAAAAUUCUUCGGCAGGACCAAUACAUCCAACUGGCCUCUGGUCAGUUCAUGGAGUGGGAUCAUGGGUGAAUCACCCGACGGUCUUCCAAUCAUUGGACUAUUGUCCUCACGCUUGACAGGGCGAGAGGGGGGCGGCGAGUGGAUUGCUGCCGCGUUUAAUGGUUACGGCAUGGCGAAUAGCUUGAUGAGUGGUGAGGCAUUAGCUUUGAUGGUACUUGGAAAGGAUGUCAGUAGUUGGCUCCCAAUCGCAUAUGGACUGGGUGAAAGGAGAUUGCAAGAAACGCUCACAAUCCCCAGGGCAGUCGCUGCCCUUUCGAAGCUCUGA